AGGCUGAACCUCUUCAGACACCGUAGGCAGUGGAUCCCGUGCCGGGCAAAAUGGAAGUGAAUCCCCCCAAACAAGAGCACCUGCUGGCGCUGAAAGGUCCUGUUCCUUCUGGUUUGACAAGAGAGAAAGUCUUGUAAUAGUAAAUUAACAUUCUAGCUCUGAAGAGUUCAGCUAAGAAAUUUUCUCUUCAGUAAGAGUAAAUGGAUUAUUGCAGAAUGACUACAGAAGUAAUAAUACAUUAUCGACCUUAUGAGAGUGAUCCCACACAACUGCCAAAAAUUGCAGAAAAGGCAAUGCAAGACUUUCCUACUCGUCCAUUAUCAAGAUUUAUUCCUUGGUUUCCACAUGAUGGGUCCAAGCUUCCACUCAAACCUAAAGGAUCACCACCUAUAAUUUCUGGAGAGGCAGCUGAAGAUGUGAAACAGUACUUAACCAUUUCAAAACAUGACAUUAAAUCACAGAGUUAUGAUUGCACGGUAGAUCUUUUGGAGUUUCAACCUAGUUUGAAAAAGCAGCACUUAAUCCAGUCAGACACCCUGAAUGAACACCCUGAUUCUGGAAAUCUGGACAAGAAAUCAGAAAAAGGAAAACAACAUAAGAGGAGGUCUUGGAGUGUUUCACUUGCCAACAAUAAUUGUACUGAAAACAUUUUUCCUUUGUCUAAAAAAUUGCAAGAUAUUUUAGAACUACUAAAUUUGCACUCAUUUUAUAGAGCAAGAUGGACAAUAGAACACAGUGUUUGUAACAAUCAAACUCUGGAAGACAUUUGGGUAAAACUCAAUCGAAUUAUUAGGCAUAAUGAACUUCCAUCUUGUAAUGCUACAAUUCAAAGACAUUUAGGCCAAAUAUGGGUGUUCUGUGAUGUUAAGUACUGUGAAUAUGUGGGAAAUAUUCUUAAAAGAAGAUUAGCUCUUAACGGAAAAAUUAAAUUAUUUGUGCAUAAAUGUGGUGUUAUUUAUAGUAUGUGAUGAAUUCUGAUUGUCAAAAAGAAUAUUUUGAAUGAUCUGAGUAUGAACUAAAACAGUGAAAUGAAUAAAUUUUUUUACUGGUUUUUACAUUUUAAUUGCUUUUAAAAAAUUGAUGCUUUCCUAUAUAGCCUAUUAGUCUUAAUAUUGUGGAGUAAUAAUUGUGUGGUAAUAUAUGUACAAUUUGUGUCCCAGAAAUGAAUAGGUGUAAAGGUGAAUUCCUCAACUUGUUAAUUAGGUCAGGAAAUUUCUGGAUUAUUAGCAGUAUUCUUUUAAAUGAAUUGUAAUAAAGCAUUGUUCAUUCUGAAUUUGAA
Messenger RNA from Ictidomys tridecemlineatus (thirteen-lined ground squirrel), 1279 nucleotides. RefSeq names its product shieldin complex subunit 3 (gene Shld3). Lineage: Eukaryota; Metazoa; Chordata; Mammalia; Rodentia; Sciuridae. Gene Ontology annotation, biological process: negative regulation of double-strand break repair via homologous recombination; positive regulation of isotype switching; positive regulation of double-strand break repair via nonhomologous end joining. The record is from RefSeq and is a predicted model, not a curated record.